AUGCUUCGGUCCAGCUCUAGUUCUUCGAACUCCGAAAGCAGAAUACGCCUCAAACCUCGCUUACUGGGAUGGCUACGUCGUCAGCGCAGCUCAAGUGCUCUCGACGACGAGCAGGCAAUCACUGUGGACGACAUCGCCAAUGGACGGGACGCUGAGUUGCGCAUGCGAAUGCAGGAACUGCUGGUACCGGCUCAGAAGACGGUCGCCACAAAGACAAUGGCCGUUAUAGACGAUAAACUGGAUGCCGUUAACGGGUUGGCGGGGCAGGUUCCCCGCGGCACCAUGUCGUCUAUGCGCAAAGGUCUCCAGCAGGUCAUGGACGCGCCCGAGAUCCACGAGAACAUUGAGAAAAUCAAUCACUUCCUCCUCAGUAUUCCUGCCUUCUUAACAGUCUUCGAGAGUGUGUCCAAGAUACAUCCUAUACUGGAGGGAGUUUUCGCCGUUUUUAACGCCGUGUACGUCCUUCAGAAGACGCGUGGGGACAACGAAAAGAAGGUCAUCGCUCUCCUCGUUCAGAUCCAAGAGUUGCUGGAGGUACUAUGCCGAAUGCGGGAUUUCUCUCGCACACCCGAAACUGGGACGAAGAUACCAGAAGGUUAUAAGCCCGCAGAUGGCGAGAGGACGACCCUUCGAGCGUGCAUCUACUUCAUCGCAUCCGACAUUCGAGCUUGUUACAAUGCUUGCGAUACGUAUUUGAAGCUCAGCUCGUGGACCAAGGUCCUGCAAUGCGCAAGCUGGAACGCACAGUUUCUCACCUACUCCGAUACUUUUGAGAUGCGGAAGGUCAGCGUCGAUCGCGCGCUUCAGAGCACCAUGGCGAACUGGAUGGUCUCUAUGGGCAACGAUGUCAAGUUCAUUAGAUCCGCUAUGAAGCUCUUGCUUGAGAGCAACCGAUUGUUGAACGAGCAAGAGCGCAAGCUGCUCCCUGUUGUCGAUGAGCUCGGUGGAGAGAAAGUGAUCAGAAGCGACAAGGCCAGGAUCGACCUGUUUGCGGAGAAAGCUGUCGCCACGAUAGCGAACGCGACGGUCGUCGCGGACGCGGGGUCCAUCAUCACUCGUCGUGUAGCUGCGCCAAAGUCCGAAGGGGAUGCUGCACGCAAGCGGUUCCAAGCCGAAGCGCAGGUGGAUCCCCAGCAAGCGAUUCAGAGCAACGCCGAUACGUUUGACCGCAAGCUUAAUCUACAACUGGAACAACUUGAGAAGAUUAGGAGCGAUAUACGUCAAGCUCGCGCUGACAUCCUCAACGAGGUUAAGAAGGGCGUGCAUGAGAAGGUUAAUAACCCAGAGCUUCAGAAGCUAUGGCGCGAGUCUGGAUGGACAGGCGCCAUAGAGGCUCGAUUCUUCAUUGUGGCGCUCAAGGAGCUGUACUUUGACCUCGUUCGGGUAAACCAAAGUGACUUUACGAAGGAUGAUCUUUGGGCCAUCAAGUAUCUCGACUUACAGUAUGCGCAAGCUAUCUCAGAAGCUAUCGACGAGGACGCAUCCGGAUUUGUAACGGUCACGGAGAUGAACAACUUCAUGAGAAAUAAACCCAAGACCUGGAGUCUUCCCGUCUGGAUUGCCUAUUGGGCUGUUGGCUGGAGACAACUACAAAUUUUAUACGCUCGUGAAAUUGAGCAAACGGUCGCGAAGAUGUACGCGCUCGCGGCUCGGGUUAGGCCUGAGAACUGGAUGCACACCCGCGAAUAUCUUGAUCGAGCACUAUUCACAUGCUACGCGUUGACCGGUUCCUUCUCCCAAGCAAACGAGGAGCAGAGCGAACUGCCACAAGUGUUCACACUCUUCGCUACGGAUCAGGAAGAGUCCAUCAAGAAGGCCCUUCAAGCAGUCCGGUUCUUAUUGGAUGGGAAGAACGCUCUUGCACUUGUCCUCGGGCCCUGGCAUAUCGAAAAGAACGGCCUGCUCCUCCUCAGGCUUCUCUUGCUUCGUCAUUACAAAAUCCUUCGCGCCGCCCAACAUGUAGUUCUUGAUUCCUCAGAGCUCGACGAGGCAGCGGAGUCUUUGGAAUGCGUCGAAGUUGCAUUCAGAGAUCGUGCCCAGCAUGUUUCCCAUAGCUGGGCCCACCAGAACCUGAACCUCUCAACGCAGUUCAGCACCUUCGCGGGUGGCUUGGUGUAG
Peniophora sp. CBMAI 1063 is the source of this 2118-nucleotide messenger RNA. The record is from the annotation of a GenBank genome assembly. Lineage: Eukaryota; Fungi; Basidiomycota; Agaricomycetes; Russulales; Peniophoraceae.